Molecule: messenger RNA, 891 nt
Organism: Merops nubicus (carmine bee-eater)
Lineage: Eukaryota; Metazoa; Chordata; Aves; Coraciiformes; Meropidae
Product: homeobox-containing protein 1-like
Exons: 6
Cellular component (GO): nucleus
Molecular function (GO): double-stranded telomeric DNA binding
Source: RefSeq, a predicted model, not a curated record
GGGCUACAUUAAGCAUGAGACCUGCUCCUAUCCCAGUGGAAGAGCCAGAAUGGAGACAGACACCUCCCCCAGUCACAGCUACCUCCGGGACCUUCAGGCUACGGCGAGGCAGUCGCUUCACGUGGAGGAAGGAGUGCCUGGCAGUUAUGGAAAGUUACUUCAACGAGAAUCAAUAUCCAGACGAGGCAAAGCGAGAAGAAAUUGCCAACGCCUGUAAUGCAGUUAUACAAAAGCCAGGAAAAAAGUUGUCAGAUUUGGAGCGAGUCACCUCCCUUAAAGUGUACAAUUGGUUUGCCAACAGGAGAAAGGAAAUCAAGAGAAGAGCCAAUAUUGAAGCAGCAAUCCUGGAGAGCCAUGGAAUAGAUGUACAGAGUCCAGGAGGUCAUUCCAACAGCGACGACGUUGAUGGCAAUGACUACUCAGAGCAGGACACUUGGCAAGUACGCAAUGGGGAGGAGGAGGGAAGAUGUUCAGAGGGAGGCAGAGAAGCAGAGAAGGAUGACAGCACUAGCCAUAGUGACCACCAAGACCCCAUUUCACUAGCCGUGGAAAUGGCAGCGGUAAACCACACCAUCCUGGCACUGGCCCGGCAAGGAGCCAACGAGAUCAAGACAGAGGCUCUAGACGACGACUGAUACAAAGAAAGGGGAGGGUCAAAGCAAGAAGUAACUUAGUUUUAGACGUAGCACCUUAGCAGACUUUCCUCAGUCCUUAAUAUGUGUUCUUACAGUAUAACUUUGCAGUUUCUUGUACGUCAGUUAGCUGUUAGGGUCUUGUUCUGUGAAGAUGGCAUGGUGCCCUCAGCCUUUGCAUAUACUCUCUCAGUAUUAAUUCCCAAUAAAUAAUCAAUCAACCAAUCAACCUCCCUCUCCCAGCCCCAGUGGCUAGAAA